Molecule: messenger RNA, 2379 nt
Organism: Limanda limanda (common dab)
Lineage: Eukaryota; Metazoa; Chordata; Actinopteri; Pleuronectiformes; Pleuronectidae
Gene: pdzrn4
Product: PDZ domain containing ring finger 4
Exons: 11
Coding region: 1-2379 (792 amino acids)
Molecular function (GO): protein binding
Source: RefSeq, a predicted model, not a curated record
AUGGGCUGCAAUUUGUGCACCUUGCAGAAACGGGAGGAACACUACAAACUGCUGUACGAGAUUGCACAGGUAAACGGGCGUGACUUCUCUAAGGUCGACCAUGACCAGGCGGUGGCGGAGGCCAUCAGGCGAGACCCCAUCGUUGUCCAGGUUCUUCGGCGAACCCCUAACACAGUUGGGGGGGCGUCCCCACACAACCACGGCGGCAUGCCACAGGACGUGUGUGUCAUCGACGUUUGCACACAGACGGACAUCACCUUCGAGCACAUCAUGGCACUGGCCAAGCUCCGGCCCGCGACCCCACCCGUCCCUGACAUCUGUCCCUUCCUUUUGUCUGACAGCUGUCAUUCCAUCCACACAAUGGAGCACGAGUAUUAUGAAUGUCCAGAGUACCUGUCUAACACAACUGCAGGGGUGGAGAGGACGGAAGAGUAUGAAUACGAGGAGGUGGAGCUGUGUCGGCAGAACAACCAGGAGAAGCUCGGCCUGACGCUCUGCUACCGGACCGACGAGGAGGAGGACACCAGCAUCUAUGUCAGCCAGGUGGAGCCAAACAGCAUAGCAGCGAGAGACGGGCGCAUCAAGGAAGGAGAUCGUAUUUUACAGAUAAAUGGCUGUGAGGUGCAAGACAGAGAGAAAGCCGUGGCCAUGUUAUCAAACGAAGAAGCAAGAAGCAUCGUGCUGCUGGUGACGAGACCAGAAAUCCAGGAGGAGGAGGUAUGGCUGGAUGACGAGCAGCAGGAGCUGGUGGAGGAGCUUAAGAUGGAGAUUCUGGAGGAGAGGAGGAACGAUGCUCGGCAGCCGAGUACUGGAGAAGACCAGCCACGGCACCAAGCUGAAGAGGAGAUGACAACAGACACAGCUACGUGUUCCUCCAAUAAUCAAGACAGCGGCUUUGGACGCAGUACAGACAGUCCAGAGCACCAACCCUUGCUUGCCAGACUACACAGGAGGAGCCCGGCCCAUUGCCUGAGGGACCGAUGGCAGGCAGAGCAUCCGCACACCAGACAUGGGAGUGGACAGGACACCCAGAGUCAACGGAUCAUGUCCAAACGUCAAGGCCAAGAAGGGGUUCUCAGUAUUCGCAAUAGUGGAGGUGGGGUGAUAGGAUUAGAGAAUCGAUUCCAGCAACUUCUGGAGCUCAAGUGUCAAAUCCGGAACGGAGGCGAGUGUGGGGUGUACUCUAUUCGACACAGUAUAGAGUGUAGCGUCACUGAGCAGGGAGUAGAGGAAGCAGACGGUGGGGACAGUGAGGGAGGCGGGGGAGGUGUGGAGCAUGAGUUGAGGAUGCUGAAUGACGAACUACGUAGUCUUGAGCUGGAGUGCCAGAACAUCAUGCAGGCGCAUCAACUCCGUCAGACACACAAGCUGGACCCCUCACAGCCGGCGCCCUGCUCACCGGGAUGGAGCCCCAAAGACACGCACAAGCGGCACGGCAGGCUGGCCGACAUCCAUGAACACCCGGAGAGGUCGGACAGCGAUAAGCUAAGGGAGAAGGACAGCUCCAGUGCCUACAACACAGCUGAGAGUGCACGGUCAACACCGCUAGGUAUGGAGAGGUCUCCUGACCACUCGCUUCAGAGACACAUCAGCAUCACCAACCAGAAAAACCUCAGACUAGCCUCCUCCACAUCCUCAAGCCCCAUCCCUAUCCCAAAACCCCACAGCACCCCCAGUCAUAGCAGAGCGGCAGACCAAGGCCUGGUAAUAUCCAGCAGUCCCGACCAGAGCAACCCCUCCAGGUCUGAGUCCGACCCUGCCAUCUCUUGUUAUGACCGCUCUUAUUUUUUUCUCUCUGUGUUGCAGAGCUACAUGCAUCUGCUCCAACAGCACUCAACCCUGGAGUACUCCCAGAGCCAGCUGAGUCUGCUCAGCGUUUGUAGAGAUAAUGUGCACCGGAGUGGACGCCCUGGGGAGCCCCGUCUGGAGUGGAAGGUCAAAGUCCGCGCUGACGGCACGCGCUACGUGGCCCGGAGGCCUGCACGCGACCGCAUCCUGAGGGAGCGGGCGCUGAGGAUCCGAGAGGAGAGGAGCGGAGGCAUGACCACGGACGAUGAUGCCAUGAGCGAGAUGAAGAUGGGCCGCUAUUGGAGCAAAGAGGAGAGGAAGCAGCACUUGGCGCGGGCCAGGGAGCAGAGGAAAAGGAGGGAGUUCAUGCAAAAGAGCCGCUUGGAGUGUCUUAAAGAGGGGCCGGCCAGCGGAGCCGAGGGCAGGAAAGAGAUCAAUAUCUUAGAGCUCAGUCACAAAAAGAUGAUGAAGAAACGAAACAAAAAGAUUCUCGACAACUGGAUGACGAUCCAGGAGUUGAUGAGCCACGGGGCCCGAGUCCCUGAGGGAUCAAAAGUACACAACGCCUUCCUGUCUGUCACAACUGUCUAA